CCUAGCAGAGACCCAGAGAACGCGUUUGAGAGCGCGGGGCCAUGUUGAAUGCCUUCUCAGCCUCAGCGAGACCACACAGAUGCGUGCAUUCACUCUAUUGAUACAUACGGGGCCAUGUUCAGUAUCAUCACCGUGGGCAGGACCUCGGUGCCCCGCGCCGCACAGGCUGCUCGUCCGUGCGGGCUCGUCGUCACGGGCGCGUCGCCAUCGAGUGGCCGCGGAGCGCAGUUGGGAAUGCUCGCUGAAACGCCUGGGACCUCUAUUCUGCGUGGGAACCCUGCGGCGGACCCACUGUGAUUCUGAGUGCGCUUGACAGGAGGGCAACGGGGGGCGCGAGGGCGGGAUGUAUAUAAGGGUAGGCGGGCAGGAACGACACUCCUCACCAAGAAUCGUCCUUCCCAUCUUUCGUAUUUAACUUCACAGUCUUCCCUCACUUCACGCACACCAUGAAGAGCUUCGCCGUUCUCUCGCUUCUCGUCGCGGCUGCCACCGCCCGCAAGUUCACGGUCAAGAACAACUGCGCGUUCACCGUCUGGCCGGGUCUCUUCACUGACCUGAACGCCGGCUCUGCCGUUCCCGACCACGCCACUGGUUGGGAGCAGGGCGCGGGCGAGGAGGUCUCCUUCGACGUCCCCGACAACUGGACCGCCGGCCGCAUCUGGCCGCGCACGUCCUGCGACUUCAGCACCAACCCGGGCCCGACCUCUUGCGAGACCGGUGGCUGCAACGGCGGCCUCGAGUGCUCCAAGGACGCCGGCACGGGUGUCCCGCCCGCCACUGUUGCCGAGUGGACGCUCAGCGGCGACGGCGACGCGGACUGGUACGAUGUCUCGCUCGUCGACGGCUUCAACAUCCCUGUCGCGGUCACCCCGUCGACCGACUGCCAGGAGGCGUCCUGCCCCGCGGACCUCAACCCGGACUGCCCGGCGGAGCUCCAGCAGACCGGCGCGGACGGCUCUGUCGUCGGCUGCAAGUCCGCUUGCUUCGCCAACCUCGACGGCAACCAGGCCGACUCCGCCAACUGCUGCAGCGGCUCGCACAACACCGCUGAGACCUGCCCGCCCGACGGUGUCCAGUACUACGACUACUUCAAGAACGCCUGCAAGAACUCGUACGUCUACGCGUACGACGAGUCCUCGAAGACGGCCCUCUGGACCUGCCCGACCGCGGACAAGGCUGACUACACCGUCACCUUCUGCCCCUAAGCACUCCCUCAGAUUGUCGCUCCCAUGCAUCGUGAUGAACAUACCAUAGUCAGGGAAGACUCGGUGGAGGACGCCACCUUUAUCCCUAUUUAACGCUUUAUUUAACGAUGAAUGCACAUCACUGUCGUUCGUAAAUGUUUCUGGGAGUGAGAUUGAAC
Schizophyllum commune H4-8 is the source of this 1363-nucleotide messenger RNA. Its product is annotated as Osmotin, thaumatin-like protein. Lineage: Eukaryota; Fungi; Basidiomycota; Agaricomycetes; Agaricales; Schizophyllaceae. The coding region runs from base 447 to 1205 and encodes 252 amino acids. The transcript is spliced from 4 exons. Gene Ontology annotation, cellular component: extracellular region. Gene Ontology annotation, biological process: defense response. The record is from RefSeq and is a predicted model, not a curated record.